Molecule: messenger RNA, 848 nt
Organism: Gigantopelta aegis
Lineage: Eukaryota; Metazoa; Mollusca; Gastropoda; Neomphalida; Peltospiridae
Product: stabilizer of axonemal microtubules 2-like
Exons: 5
Coding region: 85-693 (202 amino acids)
Biological process (GO): microtubule anchoring
Cellular component (GO): cytoskeleton; centriole; axonemal microtubule
Molecular function (GO): microtubule binding
Source: RefSeq, a predicted model, not a curated record
CAUAAUCGAUUUUACGUUACGACAACAACAGCCGUUAUAUUAUUGCAAGAUAUUGGAGAUACAGACAGUCGCUCACAUUACAGAAUGAUGGUUACGAAAGGCAGGAGCGAAUACCGGGAGGCGUUCCGAGAGCACCCCCUCCCAGCCAGGGUGAACUGCAAACCGGAGUACGAGGUCGUGCGAGAGGAAGGCGUCAUCGAGGGGGUGACCACGUCCAGAAAGGCGUUUGGUUUGCCAAUGAAGGCGAAGAAGACGGCGCCGUGCAAGCCUGCGGACGGCUACUGGCAACCAAAGGGAGACCACUGCAUGGUGACGUCGUACAUGGCGGGCUACCCAGGUAAGACCGCAGAACGAGUGAAACCCGUGCAGACGAUUACGAAAAACGGAUACAAGACAAAAUUUGUGGCAGAGCCUGUGUAUAAAACUGAUUACGUUCAGCUGGAAUUACCAGAACGCUUUGUGAGAGAAAAGGAAACGUACACCCCGUCGAAACACAAGUUUCAAGGGGAGUCAACCGUGAGGUCUGAUUUCCCGCCACGGAGCUCCCGUCCCCGAGAGAGCUUCAAGCAAACUCUAUCUCUGACCAGUGUGUUCAUGAAGAGUGACGGCCCUUUCCCAAACAAAACGGUCUACAAAGACGCCUUUCCAUUCCACGAGAUUCCUUCCAUCGAGAAAUCUACACCACACGCUUAAGUUGUAUAAUGGACUAUUAAUGAAAUUUAAAACAUUUCUGUAAUGGACGUUAAUAAAUUCAGUAAUUGUUCAAAAACAAAACGGAAAAACAAGUUUUAUAUUACUGUAGUUUAUAAGAAAAUCGAAAAUAAAACAUUUAGAGAUUUUAACCAUGA